AUGGGUUUGAUCUACGCUUUCGUGGCGAGGCACACCUUCAACUUCUACAAGACCACCGAGUGGCUGUACCUGGCAGUCGCUGACGAGGCGUUCGGCCGGCAGGCGCGUGCCGUUGCGUGCGCGGGCGUGGCGCAACGUGCAACAGAUGGGGUCCCAUACGCCUACCUGGAGCGCAUAGCAGAGGCGUGGGAGGGCGACUUUGCGCGCAGGGCGCAGCGGGCUGGUCCUCACAGCUUCAACCGCAGCUUUGGCCCCCGGCUCAAGGAGCAAAUGGACUUCCUGAACGCCAACCCCGAGGCCAUCAACAGGGUGGCGGCUGUGCAGCGCAAGGUGGAGGACGUGAAGUCUGUGAUGGUAGAGAACAUCGACAAGGUGGUGCUGCGUGGUGAGCGCAUCCAGCUGCUGGUGGAGGCGGCGGAGGAGCUGGAGGCGUCGGCCAAUCAGUUCCGCAAACAGGGUCGCGCGCUGCGCCAGCAAUUCUGGUGGCAGAACGUCAAGACCAAGGUCGCUGUGGUGGGCGGCAUCUCCCUCAUACUGGCGUUCAUCCUGGUCUUCUGCAUCUGCUUUGCAGGUGCCAAUCGUUGCGUUCCCAACAAGACUGGCCGCUAA
Molecule: messenger RNA, 609 nt
Organism: Monoraphidium neglectum
Lineage: Eukaryota; Viridiplantae; Chlorophyta; Chlorophyceae; Sphaeropleales; Selenastraceae
Product: Vesicle-associated membrane protein
Exons: 9
Coding region: 1-609 (202 amino acids)
Biological process (GO): vesicle-mediated transport
Cellular component (GO): membrane
Source: RefSeq, a predicted model, not a curated record